Messenger RNA from Gilbertella persicaria, 1284 nucleotides. RefSeq lists its product as uncharacterized. The transcript is spliced from 2 exons. The record is from RefSeq and is a predicted model, not a curated record. Bases 1 to 1284 code for a protein of 427 amino acids. Lineage: Eukaryota; Fungi; Mucoromycota; Mucoromycetes; Mucorales; Choanephoraceae. Gene Ontology annotation, cellular component: cytoplasm. Gene Ontology annotation, biological process: protein refolding; response to heat. Gene Ontology annotation, molecular function: ATP binding; heat shock protein binding.
AUGAACAAAAAAGACCCUUAUGAAGUUUUGGGUGUAAAGAAGACAGCUUCUGCCAGUGAAAUAAAAAAGGCUUAUUAUGGUUUGGCAAAGAAAUACCAUCCGGACACAAACAAAGAUAAAGAUGCUCGUGAAAAGUUUGUUCAGAUCCAAGAAGCUUACGAAAUCCUUUCAGACGAAGAUAAACGUAAACAAUAUGAUCAAUUUGGACAUGGCUUUGAUGGUGGCAUGGGUGGAAAUCCUUAUGGAGGUUUUCAUGGCAGCAGUGGAUUUCCCGGUGGAUUUGAUCCUAAUGAUAUCUUUAGUCAAUUCUUUGGUGGUGGAUUUGGUGCUCGAAGCGGUGGAGGAGGUGCUAAUCCAUUCAACAGCCGACCCAUGGCAGGCGAUGAUAUCCAAGUCCCACUUACCUUGUCAUUCAUGGAAGCUGUCAAAGGCGUAACUAAAUUUGUACAGGUCAACAAAGUAACCAACUGUGAUACUUGUCAUGGUAAUGGUUUACGUGCUGGUAAAAAGAAGGAGACAUGUUCUGUCUGUCAUGGUACUGGUGUACAGACAAUCAUGAUGGGUCAAUUCCAUAUGCAAGCGGCCUGCCAAGCAUGUGGGGGUGCAGGUUCUUCCAUUCCUCCUGGAUGUGGUUGUCCUUCAUGUAACAGUAAGGGCAAAGUCAGAGAGCGCAAGACUGUCAAAGUGGCAGUGCCACCAGGUGUUGAUCAAAACUCUCGUAUUCGUGUGACAGGUGAAGGUGAUGCUCCUCUUGAGGGACAAGGACCUAAUGGUGACCUGUUUGUUGUUUUGAAUAUUCAGCCAUCCAAGAUAUUCCGUAGACAAGAUGCAGACAUUUUUGUAGAAGCAAAGAUUCCUUUCUAUAAGGCCAUGUUGGGUGGUCGUAUUCGUAUUCCUACUAUAGACGGUGAUGUGGAUGUUAAGGUACCUUCUGGUGCUCAACCAGGCGAUGACAUUGCUUUGAGAGGACGUGGUGUUCAACGAUUGCGUAGUACACAGCGUGGUGAUCAGAUUGUGACACUCAAGGUUGAAUUCCCUCGAUCCCUUAAGGGCAAACAAAAGGAGAUUAUUGAGCAAUAUGCAGCCUUAGUAGAUGAAGACUAUAGACCUAAAGAGGAACCUCUUCGUCAAGAAGCACCUGACACACCUCCUCCAUCCCCUAAACCAUCAGCAGAGGAUAAACCAAAUGAAGAGAAGAAAGAAGGCUUCUUCAAGAAAGCUGUUGGCAAGAUCAAAGAUAAGAUUUGCCAUGAAGAUGAAAAAGACAAUGACAAGAAAGCAUAG